Molecule: messenger RNA, 2415 nt
Organism: Peromyscus californicus insignis
Lineage: Eukaryota; Metazoa; Chordata; Mammalia; Rodentia; Cricetidae
Product: smad nuclear interacting protein 1-like
Biological process (GO): miRNA processing
Cellular component (GO): nucleus
Molecular function (GO): protein binding; mRNA binding
Source: RefSeq, a predicted model, not a curated record
CCCACCGAUGGCUGCUUUCCUGAGUAUCCUCCCCCAUCCCCAAGUGUCCUCCUGAAUCUUCCAGAUUCAUGGUUCUUCUCAAGAUGGCCAGUUGCCUCCAUGCCACUCAUGACUCCUUACCUUCCUUUCUUGUUGUGGGUAGUUCCUUUCUCCCCUUAGAUCAAUAAAGAAGUUGAUAUUUUACAACUGUAGAAAACUGAGGGAAAAUCAAACACAGCCUAAAUGGAAAAAUAAUGAAAUGGAAAAUAAUGAAAAGGCCAACUAAGACAUACUCUGUUUGUCUAGUACACAGUCUUUAUCCCAGGGCUCCUUAGGCCUCCUGCCUAGGUCACUUAAGGUUUAGUUUUACAUCCAGGUUGGGCCUGGCCUCAGAAUUCUCAACAUCAUCCUCUAGAAUAGAGUUACUGACCAUGUUAUUCCAUGGGGCCUCUCUCUACAUCUUUGCCAGACUGCUCUUUGGUACACAUCUAGCCACCACCAGUCUCUGGCCCUAGGCCUUCAACUCCCAUACCUCCCCUGGGAUCUGGGUGAUUGGAUCAUUCACUCUUUCUCCAACAGAAGUGUUUCUAGGACCUUGAGAAAUCUACACUUGACCCUGAGCCAAGUCUGAACUUGAUGAUGGCCUCUCUGGGAGAAGGAAGCUAGCACCCACCUUAAAACAGACUUUCCAGGCUCUCUGCUUCCCCCAUUGUGAUAGAAUAUUAUUUUAAGAUGUGUUACAUUUGUUUAUGCUGUGGAACAUUUCUGUAAUGAUGCAAAGUUGUAUUGCAUUCUUUUAUGUUGCAUUGUUUAACUCUGUGAAGCUGAAUUACUUUGUCUGUCUAAAACACCUGAUUGGCCUAAUAAAGAGCUGAAUGGUUAUCGAUAGCGAGACAGGAGAGAGAAAUACAUGGGGCUGGCAGGCAUAGAGAAUAAAUAGAAGGAGAGGAACAUUAGAAAGGAGGAGAAGGAGCAAAAAAAGAAGAAGAGGAGGACUCCAGGGGCCAGUCACCCAGCUACACAGCAAGCCACGGAGCAAGAAGUAAAGAAAAGUAUACAGAAAUAGAGGAAGAUAAAAGUCCAAAGGCAACAGAUUGAAGGCUUAAUUUAAGUUAAAAAAAAAAAAAACUGGGAGUGGCUCAACCACCUCGCAAGUGGCUCUCAGCUGGGCGCAGGAUGAAGGCUGGAAAGAGCAAGCGGGAGCGUCGAAGUCAACAGCGACACAGGGCAGAGGGAGUGGCCACCGUGGUAGUGAAGUGGGAGCCUCUGAGCGCCUGUCUCACUCCCCGUCCCCACGCCCCAGCUGCUAGCCUGUCCCCGCCCGCCCUGAGCCGGGCUGCCUGGGGCCACCAUGGCAGUCAAACCCGGGGAGCGAGCUGGUCCCCAGGCAAAAGGAAAAACAAGUCCUCAGGGAGAAGCAAGUCUCCACCGGCUAACAGAAGCCGGAGUCCCCACUACUGCACGGUCAAAGUGAAUCAGGAACGUGAGAACCACCCACGGGGAGGACGAGAGGAUCGGCAGCCCAGGGAACCAUCCGAACAGGAGCAAAGGAGAGCUCCUAACAGUGAGCGAGAACUGCACUGGGGCCCUUCCCACCAAAGGAGGAAGAGCUCUGAUGAGAGUCCUGUCGGUAGGCAGGGUCUAGACAGCCAAAAUCUGCAGGCCCGGGAAGAAGAGAGGGACUUUCAUAAUGCCAGGCGUCUGCGCUGGGAGCAUCACCAGCAGAAUGAAGGUGCUGGCGGUGAGGCUCAGGAGGUGAUCACUCGCCCUACUGGUAACAGUAGCAAAGAGGUGUCUGUUAAAGAAAAACCAAGUUUUAAGCUUUCUGGGGUACUUCUUGAGGACACCAAUACCUUCCGGGGUGUGGUUAUUAAGUACACCGAGUCCCCAGAAGCCCGAAUCCCAGAAAAACGGUGGUGUCUCUACCCCUUUAAAAAUGAUGAGGUACUUCUGGUCAUGUACAUCCAUCGGCAGAGUGCUUGCCUUCCGGGUGGAGAUCACCGCAUGGCCACCGACAUUCCCAUCGACCAUCCCUCUUGCUCAAAGCAGCAUGCAGUCUUCCAGUACCGGCUUAUGGAGUACAUGCGUGCUGAGGGCACAGUUGGACGAAGGGUGAAGCCCUUCUUCAUUGACCUUGGCUCAGGCAAUGGACCCUUCUUGAACAACAAGCAUAUUGAGCCACAGAGAUACUAUGAACUGAAAGAAAAGAUAUCCUUUAAUUUAGGUUCAGUAGCAGAAUAUGUCUUGCUCCAUGAGUCUUCAGGCAGCUCUGAAAUAGACAGGAAGGAAGAUGAAGAUGAGGAGGAGGAAAUGGGAGGCCAAGGCAGGAGGAUCUCUGUGAGUUUGAGGCCAGCCUGGUCUACAGAGCGAGUUCCAGGACAGACUCCAAAGCUAUCUGUCUUGCAGUAUGAGAACUCUCAUCUUGUGUUUUGUUGA